Messenger RNA from Helianthus annuus (common sunflower), 2054 nucleotides. Its product is annotated as dynamin-related protein 4C. NCBI's taxonomy places the organism in Eukaryota, Viridiplantae, Streptophyta, Magnoliopsida, Asterales, Asteraceae. Bases 6 to 1982 code for a protein of 658 amino acids. The record is from RefSeq and is a predicted model, not a curated record. Gene Ontology annotation, cellular component: microtubule; membrane; cytoplasm. Gene Ontology annotation, molecular function: GTP binding; GTPase activity; microtubule binding. The transcript has 2 exons.
CAACAAUGGUUAACAAUGAUCACACAUUCAUCAAUGGUGGUGAAGUAAUUAAUCACAACCAAAAUUUUCCGCCUCUCGUUAUAUCUUAUAAUGAGAAGAUACGUCCCAUUCUCGAUGCAGUGGACAAACUCCGCCGCCUCAACGUCACCCAAGAAGGCAUUCCUCUCCCCACGAUCGUUGUCGUCGGAGACCAGUCAUCCGGUAAGUCUAGUGUUUUAGAGUCACUCGCUGGAAUAAGUCUGCCGCGUGGACAAGAUAUAUGCACAAGGGUACCGCUUAUAAUGAGGCUUCAACACCAUUCGGAUCCCGUGCCGGAGAUCGUUUUGGAGUUUCAAGAAAAAUCAGUUAAGAUCAUCGAAGAAAACAAGAUAUCUGAAGCCAUUGGUAAGGCUACGGUGGAGAUCGCUGGAAACUCUAAAGGCAUAUCUAAUGUUCCAUUGACUUUGGUUGUUAGAAAGAGAGGUGUUCCGGAUCUUACCAUGGUUGAUUUGCCUGGAAUCACUCGGGUCCCCAUUGGUGAUCAACCCAAAGACAUUUACGAACAGAUUUCAGGUAUGAUAAUGGAAUACAUAAAGCCAGACGAAAGCAUCAUUUUGAAUGUUCUUUCUGCCUCGGUUGAUUUCUCUACGUGUGAAUCAAUUUGCAUGUCACGGAGUGUGGACAACACUGGGCAAAGGACACUGGCUGUCGUUACCAAAUGUGACCAAGCCCCGAAUGGCCUGCUUGAAAAAGUUACCACAAAUGCGGUUAACAUAGGCCUUGGCUACAUCUGUGUUAGAAAUAGGAUCAACAAUGAAACCUAUGAAGAAGCUCGUAACCAAGAAGCCGCACUCUUUGAAACUCACCCUUUACUGUCCAAGAUUGACAAUUCCAUGGUGGGUAUCCCAGUUUUGGCCCAUAGGCUUGUUGAGAUCCAAUCGGUAAUCAUAUCUAAAUGUUUGCCCGAAAUCGUCAAGAAAAUAAAUGAGAAACUCAACGCUUCUAUUGUGGACCUCAACAAAUUGCCACGGAAUCUUACAAGUAUUCCUGAUGCAAUGGUUACAUUUAUGCAAAUCGUUGGGUCUUUGAAAGAAACUCUUCAAAGGAUCUUAAUCCAAGGUGCAUUUGAUGAAUAUGAAAAUGAUCAACAAAUGCAUUGUGAUGCUCGGAUGGCAGAAAUGAUAGAUGAGUUAUCAAAAGAUCUCCAAUCAAGUGUUAAGUUUUCUGAACGUUUCUUGGUUGAGGAAAUGAAGGUUUUGGAGGAAACUAAUGGGAUCCGGUUGCCUAAUUUACUUCCACACUCGGUAUUUCUUACCAUGCUCAAGAGAAAAGUGAACAAUAUUUCUGAUUUGCCUGUUGGCUUUGUAAACAAAGUGUGGGGUUAUCUUGAAAACGUAUGCGCUAAAGUAUUGAUUGAUCGAUGUGGAAAUUACCCACAAUUGCUUCCUUUGAUGAGGAAAGCAACUCACUGUGUGAUGGAGAAAACAAAAGUCAAGUUUGUGGAAAGGGUUGUUGAAAUGAUUGAGAUGGAGAAGAUCACGGAUUACACUUGUGAUCCUGACUUUAUUACUUCUUAUAACAAGCUAAUGGGCUAUCGUACUCAAUUUUUGAACUCAAUGAGCAAUGUCAACUGUACACUAAAUGUGGAAGGUUUUGGGACGGUUAACACUAGGCAUCUGAGUAGUGUUUCAGCAAACACAAGGGAUCAGGCUUAUGAUCUCAAAAUGAAGAUGACGGCGUAUUGGAAAAUUGUUUUGAAACGUAUGGUGGACUGUUUAGCGCUCCAACUACGCUUUUUUAUGCAAAAAGUGGUGAACAAGGAGAUGGAGAUGGAGAUAGUAAAUGAGGUGAUGGUACAAAGUGGUGGUAUAGAGAAAAUGUUGGAUGAACCACCGUCGGUGACUAAAAAGAGGGAGUUGCUUCAAACUAGCGUUCGCUUGCUCCAAGAAUCGAAAGAAAUAAUGGAAAAAGUCAUGGAUGACAUUGUGGUCACAUCUGAAUAACUUCUUAAGAAACUGAUGUUUUAAUAGGACAUUCUAGCAUCCGUUAUAACUAAUACAUGGUUGAAAUAGGAA